Molecule: messenger RNA, 450 nt
Organism: Nicotiana tabacum (common tobacco)
Lineage: Eukaryota; Viridiplantae; Streptophyta; Magnoliopsida; Solanales; Solanaceae
Source: RefSeq, a predicted model, not a curated record
AUGAGUACUAGACUGAUUAAAGGUCGCAAAAGUGUUUGUCUCGCGAAGAUAGAAAAUAAGAAUAAUCGACAAGUGUCUUUCUCAAAACGCCGAAAUAGUGUCUUUAAGAAAGCAAACGAGCUUGCCGUUAUGACGUGUGCUGAAGUUGGCAUCAUCGUGUUUCCACCAGGUAACAAGCCUUACUUUUUUGGUCAUCCAAAUGUAAAUGAAACCAUCCACAAAUAUGUUUGCGAAGAAAGGUCUCCAUCACCAUCAUCACAAGCAAACUCAAGGAAAAAAAAUAAGAAUUUGGAGAGCCAACAAGAGUUGUUCAGGGGUCCUAUAGAGAAGAUGAACUACACGGAGGCUUCAAUGUUGAAAGAGGGAUUGGAAGAUUUGCUCUUGAAGGUGAAGAACUAUGGCACUAAACGUGGUUAUGGUUACGAAAAUGCAAAGUGGAAGGCUGAAUAA